Molecule: messenger RNA, 489 nt
Organism: Letharia columbiana
Lineage: Eukaryota; Fungi; Ascomycota; Lecanoromycetes; Lecanorales; Parmeliaceae
Exons: 1
Coding region: 1-489 (162 amino acids)
Source: RefSeq, a predicted model, not a curated record
AUGCCCUUGAUCACAAGCCUUGUCUCGUAUGAGUCGAACCUCCCACCAACAGCACCACUGACCUCCAAAUGCAGAACGAAGCAGCCUAUCAUGCCAGGCUUGGCCUCCACACGAUUUAACGAUCCUUGCCGCUACUGGGAUCUCUGGCACCACCCAGAGGACCUCGACUCUAUCAUUGCGUGCCUCAUGUGGCGGGACAAACAUCGUUUACGUGCUAUGGACAUCGCAGCUGCUCUGGCAUUCGUCCAGCCAGCAGCGUACUGGGGCAUGAUUGGGGAAGACGUCAUUAACGUAUACUGCUACCUCCAGAGACACCAAAACAUCCCAGAAAAUCCAUUCGCCGAUUGGCAAAGCAUGCGGGACAUGAGAACGCACCCCCACUGGCGAUACUAUGUCAUCUGGGCAUCUUCCUGCAACGUUCGGCGAAUGCAGGACUUGCUGGACGAGUCACUCUUACCUACGCACAAGCAACCAGAUAUGAGCAGGUAG